Molecule: messenger RNA, 1703 nt
Organism: Exophiala viscosa
Lineage: Eukaryota; Fungi; Ascomycota; Eurotiomycetes; Chaetothyriales; Herpotrichiellaceae
Exons: 1
Coding region: 86-1426 (446 amino acids)
Biological process (GO): protein dephosphorylation
Molecular function (GO): protein serine/threonine phosphatase activity
Source: RefSeq, a predicted model, not a curated record
ACCACAGCAACCAUCCCUUUCACCUUGAGGCCAGAAAGGCAACGGCGCAUCUCAUUAUGAGAGCGCACCGGGCCACAGCCAUUCCAUGCUCGCUCCAGCAAUCCGAUCAUCCCAGCAUUCUGUAGCACAUUCUAGACCGAGCGUCCUCCGCCCUCUCCGAGGAUGUCUACGAUUACCACCACAGACAUCAGUACUAUCUAGACACAAUCGACAACCUCCUACACGUUCAUGCUCAUUCCCGGUGGAACAAUACCUCAACCUACGCGCGUUCAGUGCCACGACAGCCUACCAACGAACCCGGUACCUCAUCUCCGAAGGCCGCACGACGAAUCCAACAAAAGACGACAACACUUCGAACCAUCCGGCCCCUUCCCCGUUCUACUUCGAGACAGGCUAUUCCAUCUUCGCAAAGCGACCCUCCCGUCCGUUCCCACCACCAUUCGUAUCUCCCCCUUCAGGCUCCUUCUCUGAACCUCUUACACAACACAACCCCCCCCGCGGCCGACGCCCGUACGUCAACGGCCAACCACUCCGAGGCGUCACAAACGGCGACGAUGCAAUCAUAAUUGGCGAUGCUAACUUCAUCGCGGUCGAUGACGGCGUCGGCGCCUGGGCACAGAAAGAAAGAGGCCACGCAGCCCUUUGGUCCAGACUUAUAGCACAUUUCUGGGCCAUCGAGGUGGAAAAGUCCUUCCAGAAAGAAGACGUAGACAUUUCAGACCUGGACCCCAUCCAGAGUCUAGAAGAGGCGUAUGCUCAAACCAAAGCGGCUCUCAAGGGUACUCUAAAGGACGAGGACAUAGCGAAAGACGACAGGGAACCCGCGAAGCCGCCCCCAGAGAAUAAGGAUGGCGAGCCCAAAGUCGAACCGCCUGGUGAGAACGACAUCCUAGGCACCACGACCGCCUCGUCUGCCCUGCUUCACUACAAAUCCUCCGGUUCAUCGCCACAGCCCGUCAUCCUCGCCACAACGCUAGGCGACUGCAAGGUACUCAUCAUCCGGCCUUCAGACAAAUCCGUCCUGUACCGCUCCAAAGAACAGUGGCAUUGGUUCGACUGCCCUCGCCAGCUCGGCACGAACUCUCCCGAUACGCCGCUCGACAACGCCGUCACUGACACUGUCGACAUCGAGCCAGGCGACGUCGUGGCGGUCCUCAGCGACGGCGUCACCGACAAUCUAUGGGAGCACGAGAUCGGCGACACUAUUUCCCAGUGCGUCGAGAAGUGGACCUCAGGUCAAGACGAGGCCAAAGAUGGAAUCGUCUACGUUGCACGCACACUCAUGAACGCCGCACGCGAGGUCGCCGAAGACCCCAACGCCGAGUCACCCUACAUGGAGCGCGCGUUUGACGAAGGUAUCGCCGCAGAAGGUGGCAAAUUGGACGAUAUCAGUGUCGUGCUCGGGAUAUGUCGGAAGAAAGAGUAGCAUCUACGACACGGACGUCAUGUUUGCCUGGCACAACGGGGCCAAGAUAUCAUCCAAUCUAAUGAAAAGCAACUUGCACUGGUUUGUUUGAGCGAUGGGGAAAGCAACUGGAUUUUGGAUUGGAUUUGAUUGGGUGUUCUGGAGUGUACUCUUGGGAACCACAGUGGGAACUGUAAAAGGGCGUACAGUGGAAUUUGAACUGUUUUGCACAAUGAGUAUGAUGUAGGCGAACAUGAUACCAGACUUUUAUGAUCACAACUCUUCCAGAUGAGAAAUG